AUGGCCUCAGAAAAUCAAGCCGCAGAUAAUGCGAAUGCAAAGGCUCCCAACAAUCCCUUUAAUUUUCAAACCCAGGUGAUUUCUACAUCGCCAGUCACAUCCAACAUUGGACAGCGUCGCGGACACAGGUACAAGCAUAGUAGCAUCUCUGCUCAGCACCAGAUUUUCCAAGAACCUCCGCAGCGACCGCCUCCCGUUCUGCCGGCUUCGCUACCUAUACCAACAAUUUCUGAAGCAUGGAAAAGCAUGAACAAGGACCAGAGGAAGAGGCUUUACUGGAGUUUGUGCCACCUGGCAGUCGCCAUCUUCAUAUUCUUCAAGUCAGAAGGAUCACUCUCCGCAAUGGCCUUGUCUCAUCUGGUUUUCUUCGACGCAGGCAGUGCUGCUGUAUGCGUUGCUGUGGAGGUGCUGGGUAAUUUCGAGGUGUGGAAGCGUAGCAGCAUCCGCCAUCCUUUUGGGCUUGAGAGAGCUGAAGUCCUUGCUGGAUUUGCCAUGUCCAUCUUCCUGCUCUUUGGAGGGUUUGAUCUCGUGUCACACAACCUCAAACACUUCCUGGAAACUCUAGGCAAUCACGAGGCCCACCAUGAACAUGGCCAUGACCAUGUAUCUGCUGGUUCGAUCGACCUCGUAGCCGCUGUUGCCAUUCUCAGCACCCUCACUUCCGCUUAUGGUUUGAGAAAUCAUUCCCGCAUUGCCAAGGUCAUGAGAGUCUCGUACUUGGCCGCACUGCCUAGUAUUCUCUCCAAUCCAUUCCAUUUCCUCACACUGCUCUUCUCUGCUUUCAUUGCAGCGCUGCCCCUUUUCUCCAUUUCUCUAUAUACAUGGCUGGACAGACUGAUCUGUGCUGCCAUUGCGGUAGCCAUGUUCGGUGUCGGCAUACGCGUGGUCAUUGCACAAGGCCUGAUGUUGCUCCUAUCCUACGGCGGAACCAACGGAAAUUCAGGGGUUUCCUCAGUUCUACGAGAAAUCGAAUCAGACUCUACCAUCGUCCGCGUGGACGAGUCUCAGUUUUGGCAGGUUCAUUACGGCUUAUGUAUGGCCAACCUGAAAGUCAGAGUACCAAGGGGAUACGACGAGGUUACGAUAGGUAGAUUACGUAGCCGGGUUUCAUCCUUGAUUCAAAACAGACUCGGAGAGGGUUAUGGCGUUGGCGGCAGUAUACGUUGGGAGGUGACAUUACAGAUUACCUCUGAAGGGGGCUCUUGA
Molecule: messenger RNA, 1206 nt
Organism: Ustilaginoidea virens
Lineage: Eukaryota; Fungi; Ascomycota; Sordariomycetes; Hypocreales; Clavicipitaceae
Exons: 2
Coding region: 1-1206 (401 amino acids)
Biological process (GO): transmembrane transport; intracellular zinc ion homeostasis; zinc ion transport
Cellular component (GO): membrane; Golgi apparatus
Molecular function (GO): zinc ion transmembrane transporter activity
Source: RefSeq, a predicted model, not a curated record